This is a messenger RNA of Mytilinidion resinicola, 782 nucleotides long. RefSeq lists its product as uncharacterized. The record is from RefSeq and is a predicted model, not a curated record. The transcript has a single exon. Lineage: Eukaryota; Fungi; Ascomycota; Dothideomycetes; Mytilinidiales; Mytilinidiaceae. The coding region runs from base 227 to 463 and encodes 78 amino acids.
UUUGCUCAACUUUUUUGGAUCUAUUUAAUUCUUGUUUCUGGGGUUUGUUGAAGAAUCGGAGAGUCUGACUUCUAUAUUCUGAUCGGGUUUAGAGGAUGGAUGCUAGUGGUGCUAGGCGCGAUCGUCACGUGAUGGUCUCGUCGUCAUUGACUUGGAGUACCUGUGCUCCCAAUUCAAAUGAUAUCGCUAUCGAUGAAGCAUACCAAGAAGGCAGGCUAUAACCGACAUGACUUCAAAACCUGAGCACUCUCCGGCAUACUUGUACCGGUACCACUUACUACUUGUCCUUUACGCAUCCAUCACGAGCAUCGCUUUUCUACGCGUAGCGCGACAGCCUUACAGCAGGCGGCUUAAGACGGAACAGUAUGAAACCAUCUUCAAAGCCACGACGCUAGAUUCUGUUGCUGUGUGCAUUGCCAUGACGGGCGGAUGGAACAAACCAAGGAGUGAGAUCUGGAAGUGAGCUCCGGAGGCGCAACAAAGCGGACCAGCUCAGCCACAUUCGCGCGUAUAUUAUCGACCAACUGACCUCCUCCCACUUCCUCUUUUGAUUAGCGCCGUAUUCCCAGUUUAUAAGCAAAAUAACGCCGGCCUCAACUUCGGCUCACACUCUGCUCAGUUUACACCGCCACAGCUCAAGGUGCUCACUUUCAACUCACCUUUCUAUCCUAGCGCCGUUAGCUAGCCCAAUUAUAGACAUCCUGUUAUAGUUUUCUGUCAACUCUACGCGAAAGAUAACUACAGGGGUGAGCUAGCAAUAAAGCCCAGAAAUAGGCCACACU